Messenger RNA from Drosophila melanogaster (fruit fly), 337 nucleotides. RefSeq names its product seminal fluid protein 33A2 (gene Sfp33A2). NCBI's taxonomy places the organism in Eukaryota, Metazoa, Arthropoda, Insecta, Diptera, Drosophilidae. The coding region runs from base 17 to 169 and encodes 50 amino acids. The record is from RefSeq and is marked reviewed. The transcript has a single exon.
ACUAUAUUUUGUGGCCAUGCAUUUCUAUCAUUUAAAUGCGCUUUGCGUGAUUAUUUUAUUAGAUUUGACCAACGCGUUGAAUCCAAAGGAAGGAUCUACUUUUUGUGUACCUAACUAUAGAGGAUGGUGCUGGGAUAGCAAUGCGAAUGUUUGGACCUACGGAAGAUAGAUGCGGAUAGAUCAACGAUCAGGUUGUAAAACAAGCCGCAUAAGAAUAUUUUACGAAAAAUAAAAACAUUAGGGUCAGUAAUUCCAGUAGUUUGCAAUAAGUUAUGUGUAUAUUAACAUGUUGACUAUUGUAUCCGAAAUGUUACAAUAAAAUUACUGCCUAAAGCUG